GGUUGAACAAAGACGGACGCAACGUUGAAAGAGUUGGCGGUGGUUUAGAGUCGAUUAGGGUUUAGGCGCACCAAAUCCGCCGCCGUCUACGAUGGCGAGAUCCUCCGCCACCCGCCUCCUCUCCUCCCUCCGCCGCUCGGAGAGCAACAGGUUCUGCCCGCUCACCGUCCUCGUCCUCAAUGGCGCCGCGCUGGGCAGCGGCUGGCGGGGGAUGUCGACCGCGGCGCGGGCCAAUGAGGAAAAGGAGCCAUGGUGGAAGGAGGCAAUGGAUAGGGUGCGGAACAUCGGGAUCUCCGCCCACAUCGACUCGGGGAAGACCACCCUCACCGAGCGGGUGCUCUUUUACACGGGAAGGAUCCACGAGAUCCAUGAGGUCCGAGGGAGGGACGGAGUUGGCGCGAAGAUGGAUUCGAUGGACUUGGAGAGGGAGAAGGGGAUCACCAUCCAGUCCGCAGCUACCUACUGCACUUGGAACGGAUAUCAGAUUAAUAUCAUUGAUACUCCAGGCCACGUGGAUUUCACCAUUGAAGUUGAAAGAGCUUUGCGUGUUCUUGACGGUGCUAUUUUGGUGCUCUGUAGUGUUGGAGGUGUACAAAGUCAAUCAAUCACGGUUGAUCGCCAGAUGAGAAGAUAUGAAGUUCCAAGACUUGCUUUCAUCAACAAGUUAGAUCGAAUGGGAGCUGAUCCCUGGAAGGUUCUUAAUCAGGCAAGGUCUAAGCUUCGUCAUCAUAGUGCAGCGGUGCAAGUUCCAAUUGGAUUGGAAGAGGAGUUUCAGGGGCUUGUAGAUCUUGUAGAAAUGAAAGCAUAUUACUUCCAUGGAGCCAAUGGUGAGAAAGUCACAGCAGCUGAUAUCCCACAAAAUUUGGAGGCAUUGGUUACAGAAAAGCGGCGCGAGCUUAUUGAAGUUGUUUCUGAAGUAGAUGAUCAACUUGCUGAAGCUUUUCUGAAUGAUGAACCAAUAUCUCCUGUUGACCUCAGGAUGGCAAUUCGCAGAGCAACAGUCGCACGCAAAUUUGUUCCAGUCUACAUGGGAAGUGCUUUCAAGAAUAAGGGCGUACAACCGCUUUUAGAUGGAGUUCUCAAUUAUUUGCCAUGUCCAACUGAAGUUGAGAACUAUGCCCUCGAUCAAAACAAAUCUGAAGAAAAGAUUUUGUUGCCUGGAACUCCAUCAGGGCCACUUGUUGCCUUGGCUUUCAAACUGGAAGAAGGACGUUUUGGUCAGCUGACAUAUCUAAGAAUCUAUGAAGGUGUUAUUCGAAAAGGUGACUUUAUUAUCAAUGUAAACACCGGGAAGAAGAUUAAAGUUCCACGUUUGGUUAGGAUGCAUUCUGACGAGAUGGAGGAUAUUCAAGAAGCCCAUGCUGGGCAGAUUGUCGCAGUCUUUGGUGUGGAUUGUGCAUCAGGUGAUACCUUUACAGAUGGUUCAGUUAGAUAUACAAUGACAUCUAUGAGUGUUCCUGAACCAGUGAUGUCUUUGGCGGUUUCACCUGUAUCUAAAGAUUCUGGUGGACAAUUUUCAAAAGCUCUAAAUCGAUUUCAGAAAGAGGAUCCAACGUUUCGUGUUGGAUUGGAUGUUGAAAGUGGUCAGACAAUUAUAUCUGGAAUGGGAGAGUUGCAUUUGGACAUUUAUGUUGAGCGCAUACGAAGAGAGUACAAAGUCGAUGCAAAAGUUGGAAAGCCUCGGGUUAAUUUUAGGGAGACAAUUACACAACGUGCUGAGUUUGAUUAUCUUCAUAAGAAGCAAAGUGGAGGUCAAGGUCAAUAUGGACGUGUUUGUGGAUAUAUUGAACCUCUACCAUUGGGUUCUUCUACGAAGUUUGAAUUUGACAAUCAUAUCAUUGGGCAAGCAAUACCUUCAAACUUCAUCCCUGCUAUUGAGAAAGGGUUCACAGAAGCUAGCAACUCGGGUUCAUUGAUCGGGCAUCCUGUUGAAAAUGUUCGAAUAGUACUGACAGAUGGAGCCUCGCAUGCUGUUGAUUCCAGUGAGCUUGCAUUUAAGCUAGCAGCGAUCUAUGCAUUUAGAAAGUGUUAUUCUGCAGCAAACCCUGUCAUUUUAGAACCUGUGAUGAAAGUGGAAUUGAAAGUGCCAACAGAAUUCCAGGGCACUGUAACUGGUGAUAUUAACAAGAGGAAAGGUAUCAUUGUUGGUAAUGAUCAGGAUGGUGAUGAUACUGUGGUUGUUGCUCAUGUCCCUCUAAACAAUAUGUUCGGAUAUUCUACAGCCCUUCGCUCCAUGACACAGGGUAAAGGCGAAUUCACUAUGGAAUACAUGGAGCACUCACCUGUUUCCCAAGAUGUACAGAAGCAACUCAUAAAUGCACACGGUGCCAACAAGGCUUCGGAAUAGAGACUGUUUUUGCUUUGCGCAAGAUACAUGUCACCAGUUUUCUACCACGAGUAGAAUCCAUCGAUGAUGCCUGCCUGGGUUCGCAUCAAGAGCUGCAUGUGACAUUUAUUUACACAUUCUUUUGCCGGGAGUAAAAAUAUAAAUUUUGUAGGUGAACCCACUGAAAACAGUAUAGAUGCAUGGGUACUUACCCAUAAUAUUUAUCCAAUAAUUGGGAAAAUCCGUUUUAUCCCUAUCUCCCAAAUCUGUAACUUGACAUACAAGCUCUCAAUUAGAUUCUGCAAUGACUACUUGUUA
Messenger RNA from Musa acuminata subsp. malaccensis (wild Malaysian banana), 2644 nucleotides. RefSeq names its product elongation factor G, mitochondrial. Gene Ontology annotation, cellular component: mitochondrion. Gene Ontology annotation, molecular function: GTPase activity; GTP binding; translation elongation factor activity. Lineage: Eukaryota; Viridiplantae; Streptophyta; Magnoliopsida; Zingiberales; Musaceae. The record is from RefSeq and is a predicted model, not a curated record. Gene Ontology annotation, biological process: mitochondrial translational elongation.